UGAGCUCUAUCAAUUUUUACGGUGCGCUGCAAGUAACCGCCAGUUUUAAAAGAAAGCAUAGAAAAUAAAGACUUGUAUAUUUGGUUUGAGAGUUCUCUAACUCUCUCAAACAACGCAGAUGUAGAUAGCAAAGCGGUAUACUAAUGGUCCCCUGUAAGACUCUCAAUGUCCGCGGCGACGGGGCUAAGACUGUGCUGGUCGUGGGCAGGUUUAUGUCUGGCAAGUUCUGCCUCUGCAAUGCGCUGGCAGGCCUUCCCCAUUAUACAGGUGACUUCUUCUUCAGUAAUGAACAAAUCAAAGAACUCCCUUAUCACAUGAAAAUGGUGCAGGCUCACUUCAGCGGCAAUCCCACGAAACGCAUCAACAUUCUGGAUGUGAACGGACUGGAAUAUCCGAUUAAAGCAGACGACGCAGCGGAACUCUCAGAACUGCUCUACAAAGUGAAGGUGGGCUGUGACCAAGUGCAUCUCAUUCUGUUCGCUGUCAAUGGACGCAACCCAGUGCUGGGCCCAGAACGAAAGGACAUUCUGCGCCUGCUGCUGGCUCUUUUCGGAGCAGAAAUGUGGAAAAAGAUGGUUUUUGUGUUCACCAGGUUGUCGAUGAGUGCGGAAAACCGUGCCACCAGUGACCAGUCGUACAAUGAAGGAGUGAACAAUUUCAAAGAAGAGUUGGAAAAACACUGUUGCGCGGGUAGCUCGAAUGCCUCAUUUGUUAGUGUGCAUUCUUGUCGCGAUAGUUCUAGUCCCGAGGAGGAGCAGGCUUACCAAGAGGGCAUACAUACUAUUUGGACACUGUUGAACCAGGGUGGGGGGUCAUUAUGGACCACCAGAUUAGACAUGGAAAGGAGCAAAGGAGAAGAGAGUAGUCCGCAUCAGGAUCCACAUAGCCGACAGGAGGCGCGCACUUCCGCCAUUACACCAAGAUUUUUACAACAGAGACUUGAUAGUUUAUCUGCUCAACUGGUGAGAGCACUAGCUGGACAAGAGCAAAUGAACAAGGAACAAGUGAAGCGAAUCAUGGAUUCAGUGGACAAGGAGCUGCAGUCAGAGAUUGAAGCAUUCUACUGCAGCCCUGCAGACUGUCCUCCCAGUGGUUCCAAGUGCGAAGCCAGCAACCCAUCAUCUCCCAGACAAGUCUCCAAAUUUCUGGAGAAAGUUGAGGAAAGCAGCGUGUGUGUCAACUCUCUCAUGCUAAAAGAUGUCUUUGUCAGGAACAACAUGAUCGGUGUCGUCGUUAAUAAUGUGCGACACUUGCAGAAUUUUGCAAGUGAGACUAAAAAUCCCGAGCUACAGAGUUUACAAACAGAUCUGUUAAACAUUAAGGACAAUGACGUCAGCUUAGGAGUGUCUCUGAAAGUGUUCCUAAACGGGGAAGGAGACGCCAAGUCAAAGUUCGUCUCCCUAUUCCUCAAAAUAUGCUCGGGCGAGGAUCGCAGCUACACCAUCUCUUUUUUCAUGAAGCCAGCCACUGCUCAUGAACACGUGGAGAAGAGUGUAAAAGUCCAAGGUUGCAAAAGCCAAUCAACUGAGGUGGGCGUGCGACAGUUCAUCAAAAAGCACGAACUGUUCGAUUACCUGGAAAACAACUCGAUUAUGUUCGGAGUCAAGGUCAAAGCCUGUCCACAGGUGGGAGUUCUAUGAACAAACACCCACAGAUUAAUCAUUUCAUCACAGCGGAACGGUCAUACCAAACUGACUACGAGAAAUUGGGGCAGGGUCGCAUAGCAUGUCAGUCAUUUAGCAUACUCCAAAUUUUUUUUUAAUCAA
Messenger RNA from Symsagittifera roscoffensis, 1766 nucleotides. RefSeq lists its product as uncharacterized. The record is from RefSeq and is a predicted model, not a curated record. Gene Ontology annotation, molecular function: protein binding; GTP binding. The transcript is spliced from 2 exons. The coding region runs from base 144 to 1640 and encodes 498 amino acids. Lineage: Eukaryota; Metazoa; Xenacoelomorpha; Acoela; Convolutidae.